AUCAAAAUCAAUUGAAAAUAUAUAAUUUAAAAAAAGUUUGUCAAACAUUGUAAUAUUGAACAAAAUAACCUUAAAAUAACUGUAAUUAUAUAUAAUCUUUUUUUGUUUUGUUUUUGAAUUCAUUUGAGAGAGCAAACAGUAGUAAACAGUCGAAUAAUUGAAAUUACCGUCAUGGGAAUAAAAGUUUAUUUUUUACCAAAAAUAUCUUGUUAUCGUAAAUAUUUAAUUAUUGCAUCAAAAAAUAUGAAAAGUUCUAUCAAAAAAUUGUCUCCAUACUUCAAACAGAAAGAAAAAUGUUAUUAAAAAAGAAGAAGAAAAAUGGAAAUUAUGAUUGGCUUCAGUCCCCCACGUAGUUUGCUCGGUCAGACUCAGUGGUAGGCGGAACUCCAUCGGGCGGGGGCUUUCUUUAUCGAUUUAAAUUUGGCUAGCCGGUGCAUUUUCUGUCGACUGCUGGAACAGUGAGUGAAGCAGUUGUUCUCCUCGUUCCUGGUUUAUAAUAGGAUUUAAGUUUCUCUAUACAUACCUCUUAUUUAUCACAAGUCUAAUUUUAAAGAGAAGACAUUUAAUGUUCAUCAAUUUAUUUAUUUCCCUCGUGACAAGACAAUAAAUAACAAAAAUAACAUGACUGAACCUUCAACAAAAAACGACACAUCUGAUAUAAACAAUUUGAUUGGACCAACAGAAGUAAAAAGUGCUGUACCAAAAGUCAGGCAAGAUUUGAUCAAGUGGAAUGGAUGGGGCUACAAGGAUUCGCAGUUUAGUGUUAACGAGAGUGAAAGAGUUCUCGAAUUCACUGGAAAUCGAUAUUCGAUUGGUAAUAAGCAGUUACCUUACUUCACGGCAUGGGCACAAGAAAAAUUAAAAGUUGAUUUAGAUUCAAAACGUAGUGUUCAGGAUUUACCGAAAAAUUAUCCGGAGCCAAUUUUAUCGGCAAAAUUAUUGGAUGCAAUUAAAGAAACUGGAAUUGAAUAUUCGAUAGAGGGUACAGAUCGACUUGUUCGAGCACAUGGACACACUUUACGAGAAAUUUUCAUGCUUAAAUAUGGCACAUACCAAAGAAUACCAGACAUCAUUCUAUGGCCAAAAAGUCACAGCGAUGUGGAGAAAAUCGUGAAGAUUUGUGCGGAUUACGACGCGGCAUGUAUACCUUUUGGAGGUGGAACGAGCGUCAGCGGAGCGGCAAAUUGUCCCGUCGAAGAAAAAAGAACAAUAAUUUCACUCGACACAUCGCAAAUGAAUCGGAUAUUGUGGCUCGAUAGGGAAAAUUUACUCGCAUGUUGUGAAUCUGGAAUAAUUGGCCAGGAUCUUGAACGUGAACUUCGAUUACAAGGUUUCACAUCUGGACACGAACCGGACUCGUACGAAUUUUCAAGUUUGGGAGGAUGGGUCGCAACAAGAGCGAGUGGAAUGAAGAAAAACGUUUACGGAAAUAUCGAGGAUAUUAUCGUUCGAUUAAGAAUGGUCACCGGAAGAAUUGAGGACACGGCAGUGACGCUGGAAAAAGGAUUUCAAGUGCCACGAAUGUCCUGCGGGCCAGAUUUUGAUCAAAUGAUCCUUGGAAGCGAGGGAACGCUUGGCGUAAUAACAGAAGUUGUUUUCAAAAUUCGACCACUACCACAAGUUGUAAAAUACGGAAGUAUUGUAUUUCCGGAUUUUAGUAGCGGAGUUUGUGCCAUGCGAGAGGUAGCGAAGCAACGAUGUCAACCGGCUAGUAUUCGACUAAUGGAUAACGAACAAUUUAAAUUCGGACAAUCCCUAAGACCGGAAGUCGGAUGGGGCGGUCUCCUUCUACAGGGCAUAAAACACGCCUACGUCACAAAAAUAAAAGGCUACAAUUGGGACAGCAUAUGUGUCGCGACACUUUUAUUUGAAGGCGAUGCAGCAAACGAUGUUUCUCUACAAGAGCAAAAGAUUUACAAUAUUGGAAAAAAAUUCAACGGCAUUCCAGCGGGUGAGACUAAUGGCGAACGUGGCUAUACCCUGACUUUCGUCAUCGCCUAUAUUCGUGACCUUGGACUUGACUAUGGAGUUGUAUCGGAAUCAUUCGAAACAUCUGUUUCGUGGAAUCGUGCCUAUUCAUUGUGCCAUAAUGUUAAAACACGAAUAAUUCGUGAUCUUCACACACGUGGAAUUGAGCACUAUUUAGUUUCGUCUCGCGUCACACAAACAUAUGACGCCGGAUGCUGUAUUUAUUUUUACAUGGCUUUCAAUUAUAUGGGUUUAACUAAUCCAGUUGAAGUUUAUGAGGAAAUUGAAGAGCGCGCGAGGGAAGAAAUUCUAGCGAAUGGUGGUUCUCUAUCGCAUCAUCAUGGCAUUGGAAAAAUGCGAGCGGCAUUUUAUCCAGAAGCUGUUGGAAACGCUGGCGUUUCACUUUAUCGCGCUGCAAAAACUCAUUUGGAUCCGCAAAAUAUUUUCGCCGCAGGAAAUUUAGAUCCUCAGUAUAAAUCCAAAUUAUAGACGUUUCAUUUUCAAAAAAAGGAAAAAUCUUCAAAAAAAAAAAAAAAAAUGAACCAUCAACUCAAAAAUCAUGUUUUUCUAAUUGUAAUUUAACAUAUUCUUCAUCGUUACACGUUUCUCCCACCUUUUUUCCAAACGAAUGAAGACAAUUUUUCAAUAAUUGUAUAAAUAAAUAGUUUUUAAUAGAAUUCAUUUUGAAAAUAAAUACAUUUUUCAAGAUAAUUA
Molecule: messenger RNA, 2682 nt
Organism: Leptopilina heterotoma
Lineage: Eukaryota; Metazoa; Arthropoda; Insecta; Hymenoptera; Figitidae
Gene: Agps
Product: alkyldihydroxyacetonephosphate synthase
Exons: 8
Coding region: 622-2457 (611 amino acids)
Biological process (GO): lipid biosynthetic process
Molecular function (GO): alkylglycerone-phosphate synthase activity; FAD binding
Source: RefSeq, a predicted model, not a curated record